Molecule: messenger RNA, 5925 nt
Organism: Solea senegalensis (Senegalese sole)
Lineage: Eukaryota; Metazoa; Chordata; Actinopteri; Pleuronectiformes; Soleidae
Gene: igsf9a
Product: immunoglobulin superfamily, member 9a
Exons: 21
Coding region: 281-5071 (1596 amino acids)
Biological process (GO): cell-cell adhesion
Molecular function (GO): protein binding
Source: RefSeq, a predicted model, not a curated record
AACACCUGUAGCCUGCGGAGCUUUGAAGGAAGAACCGUUCCUCAUUUCAGGAGGAUUUUCAUUCACUGAGGAACUAAGUCCAGAACCAGGUCCAGACUGAGAAGAACCAGGUCCAGACUGAGAAGAACCAGGUCCAGACUGAGAAGAACCAGGUCCAGACUGAGAAGCUGCUUCACGAAUUAAAAGCAGACGCAGGGACUUUGUGAAGGAUGAGGUUUUAAAGCAGCAGCAGCGGUGGAAACAAGAUUAAAGAUGCUGCAGGUUGAAUGACGGACAGACGAUGAAAUCACUGUCACGGACGUUCGCGGUGGUGGCCGCGCUUUGUUUCUCAUCAGCAGUGACGGCUGAAGGUCUGCAGCAGCAGCAGCAGCAGGUGCGAGGAAAGGUCGGAGGUCAGGUGGAGCUGGAGUGCAGUUUCCCUCCGUCGUUGCCGCCUGACGUUUCCUCUGCGUCGCUGCACGUGGUGGAGUGGCUUCGACAGGGACUCGACAUUCCCGUCCUCAUCAGGUUUGGAUCGUACGCUCCGAGAGUUCAUCCUCGGUAUGAAGGCCGCGUGUCUCUGGUCCGUGUCGCUGCCAUGAGGCUGGAGGACGUGCGUCUGGAGGAUCAGGGUUUGUACGAGUGUCGGAUUCUGUUGUUGGACAGACCCACAGACGAGCGGAGGAACGGCUCGUGGACUCUGGUCUCUGUGUCUGCUCCACCCACCUUCACUGAAGCCCCGCCUCCUGUGGUGGAGUCUCUUGUUGGAGCUCACCUCUCUCUCACCUGUGUUGCCAGUGGCAACCCUCCGCCCACCAUCACCUGGAUAAAAGACGGGAGUGUGAUUCAUCAGGAGGGGGCGUUAUUUCUGCGAGCGCUGUCCACACAAUCAGCAGGACAGUACACAUGCCACGCCUCCAACUCUGAGGGGAACGUCAGUCAUGUGACCAGAGUCAAGAUCAAAGGUCCGCCCGUUAUUGUCGUCCCCCCGAAAAGCACCUCCCUCAACAUGUCCCAGAAUGCACUGCUGCGCUGCCAGGCGGUGGCCGACCCUCCCAACAUGACGUACGUUUGGCAGAAAGGAGGAGAAAACGUCCAUCACAUCGACUCUUUGAAAACUCGAGUGAAGAUCAUGGUGGAUGGAACUCUGCUCAUCUCCAGCCUCGUCCCAGAGGAUUCUGGGAACUACACCUGCACGCCGAGCAACGGCCUGCUGACCCCGCCCACAGCCUCCGCCAACCUCACAGUGAUGCAUCCAGCGCAGGCUCUUCAAAUGCCCCAGGAGACGUACCUGCCCACAGGCAUGAGCGGCGUGGUCGCCUGCCGAGCUGCCGCUCAGCCUCCGCUUCUUGGCGUCGACUGGACAAAGGACGGAGAAGCACUCGACCUGCUUUCGUAUCCAGGAUGGAGCUGGACAUCAGACGGCUCUUUGUUCAUGGCCACGGUCAAUGACGACGCAGCAGGCGUUUACACCUGCACUCCAUACAACAGCUACGGCAGCAUGGGUCCAUCUGGACCCACCACUGUGAUUCUACAGGAUCCGCCAUCGUUGAGCGUAGCUCCACAGAGUCAGUACAGACAGGAAGCUGGACGGACGCUGCUCGUCCCCUGUCAGGGAAACGACCACGCCGUCGUCACGGUGACCUGGAGCAAAGUGGACGUGAGUCGCCGCGUGUCGUUCUCUGUGGAAUCUAACGGUUCUCUGCUGCUGCAGCCGCUCACUAAAGACCACCAGGGGGCGUGGCAGUGCAGCGUCACUAACCGCGUGGCCUCGGUGAAGACGAGCACACGCGUGUUUGUUCUGGGGACCAGUCCACACCCAGUGUUCUCUCUGUCCGUGUCUCCGGGACUGAGACAGGCCAACGUGUCAUGGCAGCCGGGCUUUGAUGGAGGAGCAGCUCAGAGCUUCUCAGUGUGGGUGAAGAAGAUGUCAGUGAGUGAUGAUGAUGAUGAUGAUGGUGAGGGGAAGCAGAGCUGGUUCUCAGUUCCUGUGCCGUCGUCAGAGGGAAACAGAGUUCAGGUGACGGGAUUGUCUCCUGCCACAGAUUAUCAGUUCAGCGUUCUGUCUCACAACAAACUGGGAACUGGACCGUUCAGCGAGAUCCGGACCGCCCGGACUUUAGAUCCUCCACUGAGGAGAUGUCGACCGAGGCCUCCAGCUCUGCUGUCAGCUGAUGGAGACUCGGCCGGUCUUCUUCUCAGAUGGUCUCCUCCUGAGGAGCAGCGUCCUCCGCUCACAGGCUUCGUCCUCCAGUCUCGCUCUGAGGACGGCGGCUGGUUUGAUCUGGUGGAGAACAUCAGCGCCAACAGCAGUGAGGUUCUGGUUCAAGGUCUGCAGAAGGACCGCGUGUACGAGCUGCGGCUGCUUUCUCGUAGCGGGGAGUUGCUGAGCGAGCCCGGUCCAUCAGUCAAUGUCUCCAGCGUGGGGACACAGAUCUCCGCCGGCUCGUCCCAGCAGCUGGACUUUGUCCCGGAGCCGCUGUUAGCCGGAGUUCUGGGUGGAGUCGGGUUUAUGUGCUUUGCUCUGGUGGUUCUGCUCGGUUCUGCCUGUGUCAUCAACCACAAGAGGAACCAGCGCCGCAGGAGGAGGAGGAGGAAGGAGGAGGAGGAGGAGGAGGAGGAGAAGGAGGAGAAGGAGGAGUGUCCUGCGGUCAUCUACAAACACGCUUCAUCAGUAAAGACCUCAGGCUCUGGGAGUCCAGACAGUGUGUUGAAGAAGAGUUUGCUUCCAGCCAACAACCUCUAUCCCACCACCUCCUCCACCUCCUCCUCCUCCUCCACCUCCUCCUCACAGACAGACUGUUUCUCCUUCAGCGCUGACGACCAUCUUCAUCAUCAUCAUCAUCAUCACCACCAGAGGAAGCCUCUUCCGUCCAACUGCAGUAAAGGACGUCUCUCCAGAACAACGUCUUCUCCCGUUUCCUCUCAGAUUGAGAUGAUCUCCAGAGGCCCGGACGGACGCUUCUCACUUCCUCCGUACGACGACGCCACGCUGAGCGUUCACGGCAGGAACGCUCAGGUCCGAUACGAUCGUCCCGCUCAGGUCCGCAGGUCCGCGUCGCUGCACUCUGCUGGCGAGGACAGGAAAGAACGUCCGUUUGUCCUCUCUGUGGAUCUCCCUCCCUGCAAACCAGUGGACGCUGAUUCCACGAGUCAAAUGUACGACAGGACUCGGCAGCCGACGCUUCACAGCCGCUUCGUCUUUGAUAGGAAGGAAAAUGGCGACGUGUUCCUCGACCUCGGCAGCGUCUGCUCAAACACCAGUUUGGCCACGAUCCCUGUUCACGAGCGAGUGAGAACUCCCACGUUUCCAGUUCUGCCGCAUAUCAAACAUGGCUUGACUCAGACGACGACCGCCAGCGCUCUGGUGCUGCAGAUGGAGCACGAGCGAGAGACGGGGAACCUGAGUCGCUGCCUGAAACUGGCUCAGGAGCGGGAGGAGCUGGAGAGGGAGCUGCACAGGUAUGCGCUGGAGCGAGGCCCGGACAGACUUUCACCUGUUGACGGUGAGUUUGUGUGGGAGUAUAAGAGCAGGACGCUGCCUCACAGAUGCACGCAGAGCAGCAAGAAGAGCAUCGGUCUGUCCUCCGACGCCUCACCUUCAUCCUCCGUCCACUGGGACGCACGUCCACUCGUCUCUCUUGUCCCUCGCGUGUCUUCACCAGCCAGUGCCUCGUGCUCUCAGUCUGGCAGCCGUCAUCCUCGUGUGGACGAGGUCUACGGAUUAACUCUCCCACGUUUCUCCUCAAAACACCAGAGACGUGAAAGAGCAGCAGUGAAUACUCAUUCCGCUCAGUCCACAGUCCCAGAAGACUCAGACUCGUGCUCUCAGACUCUGAGACAGAACAGUCUGUUCAGUCGUGGCAGUUUUUCAAUGUCGUCUUUCCACGAGAACACAUUCACUGACAGUGAAGCUUCAGACUCUCGGCUCCUCAGGUCCAGUGAUGCAGACGCGUGUGCUGAGAUGAGUGUGGACGAACCUGAGUUUGAGGUUUUGGUGACAAGGCCGAUGCUUCAUCACAGAAUCGCCUCUCACCUGCAGCACGGACGCUCGCUGACUCCCCGACGCCAGCGUCACCACAUGAGGCGGAGUCAAAGCCUUAACUGCCGCAAUCAUGCCUCUGUGGACUCUGUCAUCCAGGUCCCAGCUUCUCCACCACGUCCAGAACCAGAACUCUGGAGAACCAGGACCACAAGCUCUAGGUUCUUGGACUCUAAGCAGAGAAGUCGGAGCCUGGACUCGAGGAGGCGGAAGGCAGAGAACGACUUUCCGACUCCUGAUGCCUGGAUAGAGUCGCUAAGUCAGGAGAACUGCUCUGUUGUGUCUUCCUGUCCUGCAGACAAUCUCUUCUGGAAGAACCAUAACUUUGCUACCAUGAAGAUCCAAAAGUCUUCUGCAGAUUGUGCCUCUGUGGCCCAUGCUGCCUCCAGAUCUCCUCCUCCUUUAGACACGGUGUCUUCAAACAGUCCAGAGCGGCCGAUAACAAAUCCCCACAUAUCUUUUCACUACGAGCCCUCAGGAACGACGCCUGUCUGUCCAAACGCCGGACAACGGCCAAUCAUCUAUCACCAGCAGAAGGCCACAAAAGAGGCAGAAGGUUACCUGCAGGAAGCUUCCAUGAGCUCACGCCCCAACAUCAAUGAUCAGGAGACACUGGAGGUGGAGGCCGGAGGCUACGAGGGAGUCCCAGAGUCCGGGAGCAGCUACAGCAGUUACGCGAGCAGCGGCCGAGGCAGCAUGGAGCCGGCGAACCGACGAAUGUCUCUGUGUCACCUGACCCCGACCCUCAGCAGCUCACCUGAGACUGUGGAGCAGAGCCAGGGACGGACACAGGACACACGGCGUCACCAAAUGGAACCAAACCAGAGGAGAAAAGCCUCGGUGGAUGAGAAUUACGAGUGGGAUGCAGCUGAUGUCGACUCACAGCCUGGAAACAGAGAUGGUUUGCUGCAGAAGCCUCUUCCUCUUCUUCUUCCUCCUCAGUGCUGCGACCUUCCCAGCAUGCACUGCUCCUCUCUGAUGUCGUCUUUGUGCUCGGGGCAUCAGAACGUCCGCUCUGCUAAACCAGAACCAGACACGGUUCUGUUCUGAGGCUUCAUGGUUCGUCAGACAUCACAUGAUUUUUUUUUUUUUGAAGUUUACUACUUAUCUGUUACUUCUCACCUGAGGCUAAUGCUAAUGCCAAAGCUAACACACUAAAAGUUGUCCUGAUUUCCCCUCUCUGUCCUUUUAUUUGUUCAGAUUGUCAGUUUGGAGGAAAUCCGAUGAAUAAUCUCUCAGAUUAGAGUGAAUGCUGGAAAUGGAGAAUUUUUUUCUCUUCAUUUCAUUCUGAAAACUCGCUCCCGCUGAUUUGUUGUUGAUUCAUUUCCAAUUUAAAAACAUGAAGAUAAAGACAAAUGUUCUUAAGAGUUUCUUGUUUCAAGAGAAAAAAUAAUCUACCAAUGGGAUUAUUAGCUAAUUUUUAAAACUAUCCUGUAAAUCUGCAGUUUAGACCUUCAGGCUGUAACUACAGUAAACUGACAACAAAAAUAUUAUAUAUUAUUAUAUAUUAAAUAUUAUGUAUGGAAAUAUGUAUAUAUACAUAUAUAUAUGUAUAUACAUGUGUGUAUAUGAGAUUACACAGGUAUGAGGUCCACAAUAUUAAUAAAAACUUAAUUAUAAUUCUAAAUAAAUUAUAAAUUGUGACAAUCUCACAAUUUUGUCUCAGAUUUUUUUAAUGGUUUUUGUUUCCAACAGAAUGUCCACAUGUGGUCCUAAUCCUAAUCCUGAUCCUGAUCCUAAUCCUCCAUGUGCAGUUUAGUUUUUGAUUCUUAAAAUAAGAACAAAACACUUUGUUUUAACUCGUUAUUUUCAAUUUAAUCUUAAACUCAACUGUAACGUUGGAUUAAGACAAAGUGAGACGUUGAUUAUUUUUCUUUUUAGGCAAAAAAAAAAGAAGAACAUUU